AUGGUAAAAUUAAGGCCGACCUCCACACAUCUUUCUGUCAGAAAUUUUGGUAAUUAUUUACGAGGACCUGUUAUUGGAAUUAAUUUUGGAUUUACAAAUUCUUCUGUGUCCAUUUUAGAGGGCAGAAAAGCAAAGGUUCUCAAAAAUGACGAAGACUUUUUCACAACUCCCUCAGUUGUUGCCUUUACUGAAGAUGGGGAAUAUUUAGUUGGUGCUCCAGCUGUUAGACAGGCUGUUUUGAAUAGUCGAAAUACAAUUUUUGGUAUUAAACGAUUAAUUGGACUCAAAUAUGAUGAUGAACAAGUUCAGGAUUUUAUGUAA
Molecule: messenger RNA, 321 nt
Organism: Meloidogyne enterolobii
Lineage: Eukaryota; Metazoa; Nematoda; Chromadorea; Rhabditida; Meloidogynidae
Source: the annotation of a GenBank genome assembly